This is a messenger RNA of Schistosoma intercalatum, 6164 nucleotides long. The record is from the annotation of a GenBank genome assembly. Lineage: Eukaryota; Metazoa; Platyhelminthes; Trematoda; Strigeidida; Schistosomatidae.
GAAUAUUUGAAAAUGAACGAACAGCUUACGUUUUAUCCAGAAGAUGUGCUCACUUCUAAACGAUUUGUUCAAAAAUUAUACGACAAUAAUACUUUAUAUAAUGAUAAUAGUGCGGUAUUGCAAGCGUUGAACAAAAAGCCUGUGUGUAUCAUUAUACUCGGGAAACCGUGUUCAGGAAAGACUGAAUUGGCCAAAAGACUAUGCUCGAAGUGGAAAUUGCAGCUUGUUAACGCAAUGGAACUUAUAACGGAGAAUAUUGAUAGAGCAACAUAUAGUGGAAAAGUUAUUAGUGAAGUAAUGGGUAGUGGUCAGCCCUUGGAUGAAAAACUAGUUUAUAAUUUAAUUACGCAGAAACUUGAGUCACCUGAGUGUGCUCAUUAUGGAUAUGUACUGGAUGAUUUACCAGCUUUCUCUGAGUCAAUAAUUACUAUCGAAGAUCAAAUCGCCUGUAUUACAUCACUGAAUCUGAAGCCGGACUUCAUUGUUCACAUUAAGAUUCCUCAAGAGGAUAUCAUACGAAGACGUGAAGGACUGAGAAUUGAUGUGGAAGAUGGAACUGUAUAUUCCAGUAAAAAUUAUACUGACGAAUUAAAAUCAUUUUGUGAACCUGAGGAAAAAUUUUCAAACAAAACAACGAAAAUUAAACAAAAUAAAACUGAAGAAGAUAUAGAUGAUAGUUUAGAUAAUGGACUUGAAGAUCGUGAAGCUAUGGAAGAAGUUGAUGAAGAAGAAGAAGAUCAAAUUAGUGGACAAAGUCAUCCAGAUUUCAAAAAGUUAAAUAAGAAUAAAUUAGAAUAUUUAAUUUCCCGACUGGAAGAUAAUCCAGAGAAAAUGAAAUCAGAUUUAGAAUAUCAUGACAAAAAUAUCGCAUCACACAUAACUUCUUAUAUAAAAAUGUUUAAUCCAUUCAAUGUCAUUGAAUUAGAUGGAAAUCUAACCCCAACUGAACUGUUUUAUAAUCUACUGGUCAAAUUACAAGGUAUGAAUUUAUAUCCAUCAGUAGCACCAAUAAGAUUUUUCGGUUCAACUGGGGAAGGUGAAGAGGAAGAAGAAGAAGUUAUACCUGAAGAUAUAGAUACUGAAGAGUUAUUUAGAAUAGUAGCUACUAAAAAAAUGCCAGGUCCAAGGGCUCGUUGGCAUAAAAGCCCGUGGAAACGUUUAUGCCCUGUAGCAUUAUUUGAAGGUCAGCUGUCUAUGGGAAAACCAGAAUUUACAGUUGGUUAUCUUGGACAAAUAUUUUGUUUAGCAAAUAUUGAAAAUUUUACAUCAUUUAUGAAAAAUCCAAGACCUUAUUUAUUACCACCUCAACCAAGACCACCAUUUCGUGUUGUUGUACUUGGUCCUAAAGCAUCUGGUAAAACGGAACUGACUCAUAUAUUAGCCGAAUCAUAUAGAGCAAAAAUUAUUGAUAUAGCUGGAAUGCUUCAAGAACAAUAUAAUAUAAGAAUAAGUGAAAAAUUAAAAGAAAUUCAAGAGAAAACUGAAGCUAUUGUAAUCAAAGAAAUAACGGAAAAACAACAGUUAGAAAUUCAGUCAUUAAACUCAGAAAAAGUGACUGAGGAUACAACUGAAAUAACUGAAGAAAUAGUGACAAAUAAAACAGAAGAACAAAUCACUAAAGAUGAUAAGGAUCCACAAGAAGGAGAAAAGACAAGUGAAUUGAAUGAAAAGAAAGAACAAUCAUCAUCGUCUUACAUUCCACAAUAUUUACUUCAACCAAUAGAUAAAGAUCAUCCAAAAGUUAAAAUGCGUGUUGCAGAAGCUCUUCAGAGUAUUAAACAAGAGUCAAUUGAAAUUGAAGUAGAUUUUUACAUAAAUGCUGUUCGUGCAGCAGUUGAUGAAGCUGAAACCAAAUUACGUAAUGAUAAUCCAGGUGGUCCAUAUCACGGUCAGUGGAUUAUUGAUGGUCUUCCUGUACGUCCAGAUGUUUGGAGAAGUUUCACGGAGAAUGCUCCAGAAUUAAUGCCUGAUUUAAUCGUUUACUUACAAGAUACAAGUAUAAAUUCAGAGUACUUACUUCGACGAUGGAUUCAAUUAAAAAUAGAAGAAUUCAGUGGCAUAGAAUCAGUUGAUCUAACCGAGAAUAUUGAGAGUGUAAUCACUGAAGAUCUUGAAAGUGAACAACCUAAAAUAUCCGAGGAAACCAUUCUUCUAAAUGGAAGUCAUGGUCAAGCUGCCCUAUUGAAACUUAAAGAGGCAGAAAAAUUAUGGACAGAAAGUUUUGAUUUGUUAAAGCGUACAACUCAACCGCUAGGUGCUCCUGUUGAUGUUAUGGAAUUGAAUAUAACUGAUAAGACAAUAGAUCAAAUGAGAGAUGAAGUUUUAGAUCGUUUAGUUAACCAAUUUAAAAUAGAACCGAUAGCAAAGACACAGGAGGAUUUAGAUGAUGAAGAAGAAGAAGAUGCUGGUGCAUUUGAAGAAACAAUUGAUGAAGAGUUUAGUAUAGAUGAAGAAGGUAUAGAAGAAGGUGAAGAAGAGAGUGAACAAAAGGGAGAAGGUGAAGAACUAGAAGAGGAAGAGGGUGAAGAAGAAGAAGAAUCAGAUUCAAGUAGAAAUUUACAGAAAAAUUUAGGCUUAACAAGUUAUUUCUGCCCAGUAACACUACGUGAAUAUGGUGUAUUGCGUGCUGGUGAUCCAGAAAUCGUAGCUGUUCAUCAAAAUUUAAUUUAUUACUUUUCUAAUGAAGAGGCCAGAUCAAAGUUUAUGGAAAAUCCAAAUGUCAUAUUAAAUGGUUCAAAUGGAUUAUUAAAGCCUCCACCGCCAAGAAUCUUAAUACUUGGACCAACUGGUACGGGGAAGUCUUUGCACAGUCGUCAAAUAGCAUUGAAUUUAAAUCUAGUACAUAUUGAUUUCUUAAGUUUAUUACAAGAGAUAACAUUUCCAAAACUUGGUAAGAAGAUUGGUAAACAGUAUGCAGAUCAAGAACCUAUACCGGAUAUUGUAUUGCCUCCACUAGAAGAGUCAGCAAACGAAAAUGAUGAGAAACGAGAAGCAUCAGAGAAUGUAAUACAAAAGCCAAAUUUAACAGAAAUAACAGACGAGUCAGAUAAAUCACUUUUGUUGGAUGAACAUGAAACAAAUGUUUAUGAAUAUCUAUUAAAUUCUACAUCAAUACCUAAUGAUACAUUAGAAUGGUUACUUGGGAAGUUUUGGAAACAAGAACCAUAUAAAUCGACUGGUUUCAUACUGGAUGGUUUUCCUCAAAGUGUAGAAGACCUUCAGUUUUUAGUAACAUCCAACUAUUUUUUUGAUUAUGCAAUAUUUUUAACCACUGAAGCUGACGAAGUUGUCUCCAGAUUGUUACCACCUAGACUGGAGAUAUGGCGUAAAUUGAUGGCAAAAAAAGCCGAGAAUGCAGCUAAAUUGAUGGAAUGGAAAACUGCCAAAAAAAAAUUGGCCAUGGACAAAAGACGAUCGGAAAUACUUAAGGAAUUAGAAGAGAAGAGAGAAAAUGCGAGAAUGAAACAAACUUCCGAUGAUCCGGAUGUUGGAGAAGAUGAAGAACUGGAGGAUGAGGUUGAUAUUGAUGAAAUGCUGGCAGAAGAAUUUGCUGAAGAUGAAGAGGAAAUGGAUGAUGAAGAAGAAGAGACUGAAGCUGAUGUUGUAGAACGAUUAACUGAAGAGAUCACUGAAACAUUUAAUGAUUCGAAUGAUGUUUUUACAGAAAUAUCUGAACAAAUUGAUGAUUUAUCUAUACCAAAGUAUGAAAUUAAUGCUGGUGGUAAAAUUACAUGGGCUCGUUAUCGAAUUGUUAAACGCUUACAUACUUUAUUAGAGAACCGUAACUCAUUAUUUGAACGUGUCUAUCCAAUUACACCAAAAAUUGCGGAACGUUUAUUAAUUAAUGGCUAUUAUUUUCCAAGCUCAUAUGGUCGAUGGUGUCCAGUUACAUUAUACUUUCAAAAUGCAUGGCUUCCACCUAUUCCAAUGCCUAAUAUAAAAGUUGGUAAUCCGAAAUAUUUGAGUAAAUUACCUGGGAUUAUUGGUGAAACAUUGCCUAUAGUUAAAGCUAAAACAUGUGCUGCAAUUUAUAAGCAACAUAUCUAUUGGUUUAUGAAUUCUAAUGCUCGUGGAUUAUUUAUGAAAAAUCCUUUGAAGUAUACACAGAAAUAUACAGAUCCACCAUUUAGAGUACCAUUAAGAUUACAUAUUAUAGGACCUCCGAAAAGCGGCAAAACAACUAUUGCUCAACGUUUAGCUAAAGAAUAUAAUAUACCUGUAAUUAAUGCUGGAGACUCAAUACGUUGGAUAUUAAAUGAUCCAAGUCAUAUGCAUACAUCAUUAGCUACUAGAAUUAGAGAACAAUUUAAUCGAGGUGAAUGUAUUUCAGAUGAACUAACAGCUCAAGCUAUUCAAACAUUAUUAAUGAAUGGUAUUUAUUUCACACGUGGAUAUAUUUUAGAAAAUUAUCCAUUAACUAAAGAACAAGGUGAAUUAUUAUCGAUUUUUGGUGUUCGACCAAAUCUUGUUAUUGAAUUAGUUGUAAAAAAUGAAAAACAAAAAGAAGAACUAAUUUUACGAGGAAUUACACAAGCAUCAAACACAAAUCAAGUAAAACUGUCCAAGUCAAGUCUUUCAUUUCUUACGUUCGAUGAAAAACAUAUGACGACAAAUGUAACUGUAGAAGAACACUAUUCAGAUUAUGAACCAGAAAGAAGUGAAGAAGGAUUCAAAUUGCCUGAACCAGAAGUGGAUAUUGCACAAGAGUUAGUUAUUCGUUUAGCAGCUUAUGAUAACAUCAUCUUACAACUUAAAGAAUGGUAUUUAUCUCGUAAUGGAAUUCUAGUUGAAUUAGAAUCAGUUCAAAAUCGAUGGUUAUUAUGGCGCAAAGUGAUUUAUUUAAUUAAGCAUAGGAUGAGACAUAUUGAAGAAUAUAUGGAAAGAAUAACUGCUCAUAAAGCUGCCUCUAUAGCUGAAUUAGGAAUUGAACAGUGUGAAUAUGAUAAAUUAACCAGUGAAUUCCGUCAGUAUUGUCCUGUCGCGUUGAGGGAAAGGCAAGAGUUAGAAGAUACAAUUGAUGAACCUAAACAACGAUUCAUUGUUAAGUUAAAUAUCGAUGACAAUCAAAUAAAUAAAUCAUAUCAUAUCAGUUCAACAAAACAUAAUUUGCAGAAAAUGUUACAUAAUAAUGGUUAUUACAGUAGUAAAGAAAAUGAAUAUCCCAACGUGAAUAAUCAAAACAAUGAUAUGAAGAGUGAUGUUACCACUUCCAUUGAUGAUGAUAAUAAUAAUGGUAAUGAAUUGAAUAAUUUAAUUUAUAUCCAUACAUCAAUGCGUUUUACCGCUGAAUAUGAAGGACGUUAUUAUCGUAUGGCUGGACCAAGUGAACUACAAUCAUUUCUAGCAAAUCCAACUAGAUAUGUUUCAUCAAAUAAUAUUAAUGCAUUACCAGAAAAUGAACUAAUACCAAUACGACUGAAGGGGGAUAAUUUAAAACAAAUACAUGAUUCAUUCCCCAAACAAUUAGCCCUAAAUGGCUAUUGUCCGGUUUGUUUUUAUGAUAGUAAAUUACGUUAUGAAGGAUUAAAAUUAGGACUACCGGAAUACUUGGCUAAUUACGAUCACAAAAUAUAUGCUUUCUGUUCAAAUAAUUGUCUAUUGAAUUUUCUCAGAAAACCUAUUCUUUUUGCUAAUCUACAACUGCCCCACAAAUUGCCACCAGUUGCAAACCCUAUCACAGUGAAAUCAUUACCAUUGCCUGGUUUUCUUGAACAAACAUUAUCUGUAGCCCUUCUUAGGGCAUUAUCUUCUAUUAGUCAAGAAAGGCCAAAGUUUCCAUUCAUUACAAUUAAACGAUCAGCACUGAUUUAUAUGGGAUUACAUUUAAAAGCUUAUAAUCCACGAUUUCCGAUAAACGAACAAAAGAAAAAUCAACAAAAGUUGGCUAAUUAUGUGAAUGCUUGUCACCUAAUACCAUGGUUGGCUAAAUCUAUGCCAAUUCAAUUUCUUUCGGCCAACAAACGUUCAAUGGAAUUCAAUACAAAACUAGAUCACUUCCUUGGCCUUGAAAAACAUAAAGAUCUCCCUGAAACAUGGAUUCAUUAGACUACUAAUAAAUACACAUGAAUCGUAUAACCUAAUAAAUAGUUCACUAAAAUGUGCAAGUCUAUGUAAACGGAAUUACAAGCUGAAAUCUAAUAAUCUAUAAAUUCAUACAUAUUCCC